GCCAGCUCGGCCGCCCUGGGUCUGCCCAGCAGUGCCCUGGAUGUGUCCUGCUUUCCGCGGGAGCCGAUCCACGUGGGCACCCCGGAGCGACCGGCCGGCAGCGUACCUGUCACAGCCACGGUUCUGCCGCAGUUGAGCACGGGGCCGGCGGCCAGCGCCAGCGCCAGUACAGUGCGGCUCCUGGAGUGGACAGAGGCCGCGGCCCCGCCUUCGGGGAGUGGCCUGAGGUUCCGGAUAAGCGAGUACGCGCCGCCGAACAUGGUGGGAGCAGAGGAACCCCCAAGCCCAGAGCUGCGGCGAGAAGGCGUGGCCGAGUACGAAGAUGGCGAGGCCCCGGCGGGGGGUGGCGGCGCGGACCCCCAACAGCCGGCGGACCUCUCCCAGGACCCUCCGGAAGGUCCGCCUCAAGACCCACCAGAGGAUGAUGGCACCUGCCCGUGCCAGGCUUGUGGGCCUCAGCAAGGCGCUGGUCCAGAUCCUAGUUCCUCCAAUGAUGGCUGCCCUCAGCGCUUCCAGGAGCGGUCAGUCAUAGUGGAGAACUCCUCAGGCCAGAACAACUGCACCAGCGCUUCUGAGCUCCUCAAACCCGUGAAGAAGAGGAAGCACAGGGAAUAUCAGAGCCCAUCCGAGGAGGAAUCUGAGCCAGAGGCCAUGGAGAAGCAAGAAGAAGGAAAGGAUCCAGAGGGACAACCUACCACUAACACCCCAGAAAGUGAGGAAUGGAACAGCAGCCAGCCUGCCUCAGAGGAGAAGAAACCAGGCUGGUCGUGGGAAUCCUACCUUGAGGAGCAGAAGGCCAUCGCUGCCCCCAUCAGCCUCUUCCAGGACUACCAGACAGUCACUCAUAAGAAUGGCUUCAGACCGGGCAUGAAGUUGGAAGGCAUCGACCCUCAGCACCCGAGCAUGUACUUCAUCCUCACUGUGACCGAGGUGUGUGGCUACCGCCUACGUCUGCACUUUGAUGGGUAUUCUGAGUGCCAUGACUUUUGGAUCAAUGCCAAUUCCCCUGACAUUCAUCCGGCUGGCUGGUUUGAGAAGACGGGGCACAAGCUGCAGCCCCCCAAAGGUUACAAGGAGGAGGAGUUCAGCUGGAGCCAGUACCUGCGCAGCACAAGAGCCCAGGCUGCCCCCAAGCACCUGUUUGUGAGCCAGAGCCACAGUCCCCCAGCCCUGGGCUUCCAGGUGGGCAUGAAGCUGGAGGCUGUGGACCGCAUGAACCCGUCCCUCAUCUGCGUGGCCAGUGUGACCGACGUGGUGGACGGCCGCUUCCUGGUGCACUUCGACGCCUGGGAUGACACUUACGACUACUGGUGUGAUUCCAGCAGCCCCUACAUCCACCCGGUGGGCUGGUGCCAGAAGCAAGGAAAGCCCCUCACCCCUCCACAAGACUACCCAGACCCUGACAGCUUCUGUUGGGAGAAAUAUCUGGAAGAAACCAGGGCCUCCGCUGUGCCUGCCUGGGCCUUCAAGGUGCGACCCCCACACAGCUUCCUGGUCAACAUGAAGCUGGAAGCCGUGGACCGCAGGAACCCAGCCCUCAUUCGUGUGGCCAGCGUGGAGGAUGUGGAGGAUCAUCGGAUAAAGCUCCACUUUGAUGGCUGGAGUCACGCCUAUGACUUCUGGAUUGAUGCUGACCACCCUGACAUCCACCCAGCGGGCUGGUGCUCCAAGACGGGACAUCCCCUGCAGCCUCCUCUCCAACCCAGAGAGCCCAGUGCUGCCUCCCCCACGGGCUGCCCCCCUCUCAGCUAUCGGAGCCUACCACACACCAGGACCUCCAAGUACAGCUUUCACCACCGGAAGUGCCCCACUCCUGGUUGUGAUGGCUCUGGCCACGUCACCGGCAAGUUCACAGCUCACCACUGCCUCUCGGGUUGCCCCCUGGCCGAGAGAAACCAGAGCCGGCUGAAGGCAGAGCUGUCGGACACAGAGGCCUCGGCCCGUAAGAGGAACCUCUCGGGCUUCUCCCUAAGGAAGAAGCCUCGCCAUCACGGCCGGUGCGGAGGGCAAGGGUGCGGGGCCUCAAGUCCUCCAAGGCCAGACCAGGCGCUGAGUCCCUGCCAUGGGCCCGGCUCCUCUCUCUCCAGGAUCGGGCGCCCUCCAAAGUACCGGAAGAUCCCACAGGAAGAUUUUCCGACGCUGGCCACCGACGUCACGCACCAGUCCCUCUUCAUGUCGGCCCUGUCAGCCCACCCCGACCGGUCGCUGUCCGUGUGCUGGGAGCAGCACUGCAAGCUCCUGCCCGGCGUGGCAGGCAUCUCAGCCUCAACAGUCGCCAAGUGGACCAUCGAUGAGGUCUUCGGCUUCGUUCAGACCCUGACAGGUUGUGAGGACCAAGCGCGGCUCUUCAAGGAUGAGGCGGACAUUGUGAAGAUCAUGAGCGUCAAGCUGGGCCCAGCCUUGAAGAUCUACAACGCCAUUCUCAUGUUCAAAACCGCCGACGACACCUUAAAGUGACUGGCGCAGGGCUGGGCCUCCCCCUGCAGCUGAUGCUUCCUUCCCAACUUGAGUUCCUACCAUCCCACCUGUGGCCCCCCCACCCACCCUCUGGCCCUUAACCGGGGUGGUCCUUCUCUCUGGGGCCACUUCCUGCAAGGUACAGGGGAGCAGAAGAGCCCUGGGGAGGAUGGAGUCCUGGAGCUCAUCCACCACCAGGCACACCAGUGAGGGUGUGAGCCGGCCGCUGGAGCGUUACUGGUGGCGAAGGUUGAAGGUGCCCCACCCAUGACGGCCCCACCUCUCCAGCGACCUGUUUCUUCACCGAAGGGUCUUUCUCUCAGCAGUUAAAAAAGAGUCUGGUAGAAUGGGAGUCCUUCAGCCUGAGGCCCUUCUCUCUUCGGCGACUCUCUAUGCUUCCCCCUCCCCACCCCGCCGUCUCCUUUCCUCCCUCCAGGAAGCCACCCUGCCGCAAACACAUUGAUUUAAAGCAGCACCUUUAUUUCUG
Messenger RNA from Capra hircus (goat), 2944 nucleotides. RefSeq names its product l(3)mbt-like 1 (Drosophila) (gene L3MBTL1). Bases 259 to 2457 code for a protein of 732 amino acids. Gene Ontology annotation, biological process: regulation of DNA-templated transcription. The transcript has 19 exons. Lineage: Eukaryota; Metazoa; Chordata; Mammalia; Artiodactyla; Bovidae. The record is from RefSeq and is a predicted model, not a curated record. Gene Ontology annotation, molecular function: zinc ion binding. Gene Ontology annotation, cellular component: nucleus.